AUGUCUGAGAAAUAUGAGCGAGGGGGUCAUACUAUUGGUGGUGUUUUUUCAUUCCGUUCAGCUGCAUUUGAAUUCAACAGCUUUCGGGAAUCUGCUGCUGAUGCUGGUAUUUAUCUGACAAGGUAAGCACUAUGCAUUUUUUUGAAAUAUAAAAAAUGUCCUUGGCUACAUUUGAAUAAAUACAAAAAAGCCCCUCACCCCACACUUGCACACGUGUUUCAAAAAUUAAUUGGUAUCUAUUUUUUUUAUUAUCUAUUUAAUUUCCAAAGGGCUUAAUCACAUGAAGAUGCCCUAUAAUACUCUGGUUCAUAUUUUUAAAGAAUGAAAUAGAAAUCAUUUUAAUAUGAUAGCUGAUUCAGAGAGUAUGCCAAAAUCUACGUGCAAAUAUUCUCAGAAAGAGAAUGGCAGAGCCACUGACCAUCCUUCAGAAUGCUAAACAACUUUGGCUGAUCUCUUAAAAAAAGCUCCACCCCAGGCGCCAGCAGGGGUUGCUAUGCUGCCAUCUGUGCUGGAUCCAAAUGGAAGAAGCAAUAUGGUUUUGGUUGUUAAUGCAUUGAGCCCCUCACUCCUAUGUUCAUGUUGCAUGUUAUGUGUAUAUCCCAAAGACACUACAGUCUCAGCUGACAUCCAUUCCAAGGAAACUGAACACUAGAAAAGCAUUUACUUCAGCGUGGAGGGGGGGUUAGUGAAAUUUUGAGACUUUGUGCAAUGAAUAAGAAAAAUAUAAUUUUUUUAUGGCUCAUUGUUUAUUGAAUACUUAUACUAGCAAUUCAAUAACUCAAAACUAUAUCCGUAUGCAAAUGUCAUUACACUUUGAUGUUCACAUUUGAAUGCAAUUAAGGUUGCAUGGUCAAUGUAAUCUCAUCUUUUUAGUUCUGCCUCUUUCAUUGGAAACACGUAUUAGAAAUACUGUACUGAUAUGUCUCACAUUUUUUCUUUAAGUAGUUGCCAGCUGAAAAAUUUGUAACUAUCAGUCCAAUCCAUGUUGUAGGAUACUACCUAAGAAUAUCCAACAUUUCCUGGCUUUUUGGUUUGCCAUUAUUGAAGUCAACAAGAAUCCAAAGCUUAUACCUAAUGUCACCCUGGGUUUCCGUCUACUUGACAACUUCUGCGAUGGAAGACUCACUUAUUUCACAACAAUGCAGUUGCUCACAUCAGGAGGUGUUAGGACCAAUAAUUAUAACUGUGAUACAAAGAAUAGUGUCUUGGCCAUUGUUGGGGGACUUGCAUCUGAAAACUCCAUUGAAAUAUCAAAUAUUGCGAGCACCUACAAAAUGGCUCAGGUAUGGACUUUUGGAUUGGGAAGAGGGGUCAUGUACUUUCAGAGGACUAUUCAUUCAUCAAAAUGAUUCAUUUAUUAAACAUUCAUCCUGAUUUGCUUAGACAAAGCACUGUAAAGGUUAGAUUUGCAGUCUUAAUUGAGCAUUCAUUCUGAUUGCAAGAUAAUAAGCAUUCACCCUCAUUUCUUUGUGCACAUUUUAUAUGUGUUGCUGCUAAUUGUAUGUAUACACCCAAACACGUGGUUUUUCUUAUAUUGUUUAUAUUGGCUGAAACAGAAUUUCAUGUAAGCAAACAACCUGCAAGGCUUUCAAGAACAUUUGCAAAAAUUUCACUAUAUUUUCCUCCCCCAUCCUGGAUGUUUUAGCUCUUUUCACUUGAUUCAUUGCAACUAUAUAUAUGCUUGUGCUUAUAAUUACCUUAGCAGAUCUUACAAAAGAUAAGUGAUAGAGAUGGCAAGAGAUGGAUACAUGGAGAUAGCUAGACAGCUAGCUAGACUUUCGUCAAAGGCAAAACAAAUGCCAUGGAUCUGCACAAAAUCAAAACCCUUUGAAAUUAACAACAUACAAUAUUACAUUAGAGAUCAAAGGGCCAGUUUCAUAUUUUUUUUGUUUCCUUACCAUUUUGAGUCAACAGAAGUUAACACUGGGAUUCAUGGUCUUACAUGUCUUGCAAUUUAAGCCCCUACUUGGACUCAGAGGGCAAGCUGUGGGUGAGAACUCCCCUCCCCCUGAGUAUGGUUUCUUGAUUUAUGAACAAUGUGUCAUUCUUUUGCACAUAAAUGUCCAUAGGGAACAAUCCCUCCUCCAUGGUAAAGUAUUAUCCUCAGAUUCCCAGCUUUCCACUCAUCCACACUUUGUCACGUGCCAAGAAAUAAUGAGUUCGAGUUUUCUGCUUGUCCCACACUUUCUAGGCGCAGGUGUGACUGGUUUUGCUCUUGCUUUACCACUUUUCCUGGGAAAACCCACUCUCUAGAGAUAAAUUGGAGCAAAUGUUAAUCCAGAGAAAACCUGUCUGGCAUUUGCUCCAGUUGAGUGAUAAAGAUCAAGUUUUCUCCGGGGGAAAGUGGUAAGGUGAGGUCAAUUCUUGAUGAGCCCUUUGUUGAGAGAGAGAGAGAGAGAGAGAGAGAGAGAGAGAGAGAGAGAGAGAGAGAGAUUCUAGUAUUUUUAGAACCUGAGAUGUGAAACAAAAUGUAGACAUGAUUCUCCUUGUGUGUGAGAAAUUAGCUUUAUCAUUUUUUCCAGCAUUGCUCCCCCAAUCUUGCCUCCCGCUCAAAAUUCCUGUGAAUGCCCAUGUGUAUAUAAUGAACCAGCUAUUGAUCUUUUGUGUCUAUUCUGAGUGGCAGCAGCUCAGCAAAUUCUUAAAGAGGUGUUUGUCGUGAGUCACUUGAACUUUAGAUGCACAGGACUGAAGAUGGUACCUUCUGAACAUUCAGUGACUAUGUACCAUCAAACACAUUGAAAUGGCCCUGUGCAACUCUUUUGCAACAGAGGAUUGGCAGAUAUAAUCCCAGUUUGCUUUCAGGCAUCUUCUAAACAUGGUAUUAUUCAGGAAGACCUUUUGAACCUGCAAAUCUUUGCCAGCCAUAUUUUACAUUUAUAGAUACUUAAAUACUAUAUAUUAGAUUUUGUUAAAUAUAAGACCAGCCUAAUUAACUUUAGUAUUUUCCAGUUCCAGUAGUGAAUAUGUUUAUGUGGCUAACUUUCUCUGUUUGUUGUUACAGGGAAGGCUUUACUAGUGAGUGGUUGUACUAGUGAGUAACUCCAAAGCUAUCAAUGUAGUAUGCUUCAUCUAUGGGUAUUCACUAGUAAUGUCUAAUACAGGGAUCACCAACCCAUGGAUGCCCUUGAGCCUCUUUCUUUCUUUCUUUCUUUCUUUCUUUCUUUUCAAACACUUUCAUUGGGUUUUAAUAAUGACAGGCAGAUAUAAAAGAAAUAAGUGAAAUAAAAAAAGGUUUCAAAAAGAUUAGUUGACACAAUUGUCAUGUAAUGCAGCUAUGUGAUCUACUGAGUCAAUAACUAAUCAUACCGAGUGGCAAAGAAUAUGUGGCCCAUAAUUACAAAGGGUUCCAUGGUCUAAAUGAAAACAUUUUAUUAUUAUUAUUAUUUCAAAAAAGAAUGUAAAAAGUAAUCUUGAACUGUAGCCAAUGCUGACACUUACAUAGACCUAUAGUACCUGAUGCUUCUGAGCCACUGCAUUUGUGUAUAAAAUAAAAUUAGGCCAAGUGGCAAAGAAGCGAUCUCUGAGAUUCCAUGGGGGGGGGGGGAGUAAGUCUCGAGUCCUCCUUGAAAACAAAAUGUUUUGAUCUCAGGACAUGUCUUUCUGAGCGCUUCCCAAUUACUGCACCUUUCCUGCUUCUACUUUUUUAAUGCCCCCUCCCGCCUUACUCUUAAAGAUGCUCUUCACACACAAUAGAAAACCUAUAUAUUUUCUUAAAUGCUAACAGCAACUUCUAAACCCUCAUUCUGCUAAUACAGAUCUUGAGCACCUCAUCCAGUUUUGCCUUACAGUUAUUUGGAUGGGAAAUACUGUUUCCGGAAGGACUGCAGAUAAAGAAUUUUAAAUCAACACCUUACAUGUGGCCUGUGUUCUCCUCCAGCUCAGUUAUGGUUCAUUUGAUCCAGUGCUAAGUGAUAAAACCCGAUUCCCUUUCUUCUAUCGGAUGGUACCAAAUGAAGUCAUGCAGAUUAAAGGGGUAAUCCAGUUACUCCUGCAUUUCUCAUGGAAAUGGGUUGGUCUCAUUGCUCCAGAUGAUCACAGUGGAGAAACCUUUGUUCAGACUCUGAAGGGAUUGCUCAUUCAGCAUAAUCUUUGCGUGGCUUUCACUCAUAGUAUCUUGGCAAUAACCUCUGCAAUAACCACAGAUAUAGAAAAGGAAGAGGCAAAAAUGUAUCACACAUUCUCUCAAACCAAAGCCAAUGUGGUUGUUGUAUGUGGGGAUUCCCAAUCCCUAAUGCUAUUUACUUUCUGGAUAGAUUUGAAUUAUCAAGGUGCUCAAAUGGCUCUUGUAGGGAAAGUUUGGAUCAUGAAUGCCCAGUGGGACUUUACUGCAGUGGACUCUCAGAGUUUCUGGUCUCUAAAACAUUUCCAUGGUGCUCUGGCUUUCACAAUUCACACAACUGUUGUGCCAGGUUUCCAAGAUUUUCUUAAGGCCUUUAAUCCUCAGCGAUAUCAUCCAAAAGACGUGUUCAUGAAAGAAUUCUACAAGAAAGUAUUUCACUGUGGAGUUAUCUACUCUGAUAGGACCAGUGAGAUAAGAUGUUCAACAGAGGAACACCUGGAGUCUCUGCCAGGAGCUGUGUUUGAAAUGAGCAUGUCUGGUCAGAGCUAUAGUGCCUACAAUGCUGUUCAUGUCAUAGCACAUGUUUUACAUGAAAUGCACUUAUCCACCUCCAAGCACAUAAAGUUGGGGAAAAGAAGCAGAUUCGGACUAAGGAAUGUGCAGCAGCAGGUAACAUGUUUCAAUAUUUAUUAUUCUUUUAUUGAUAGAUGAUCCUGAUGGUGAUGAUGUGACCAAAGUCAAUUUGCCCAACUUGAUGCCCUCCCUAAUUUGAACUGAAAAUCCCAUCAUCCUUGAUCAUUCUCCAGGCUCUAAGAUUUCUCCAACAAUCCCUACCAUAUGAUGUGAUUGUUUUGUUUUGUUUUAAAAAAGCUACACCAUAUGUUAAGAAACAUCAGGUUUAACAAUAGUGCUGGGGAAGAGAUAUUUUUUAAUGAGCACCAGGAGUCUACAACUGGAUAUGAUAUUGUGAAUUGCUAUGUGUUCCCUAAUGGAUCCCUCAUUCGAGCUAAAAUUGGAAUAAUGGACGCCCAUACAUCAGUACACAAGAAGUUUAUCAUUAAAGAUCAUGCAAUAACUUGGAACAGUUGGUUCAACAAGGUGGGUUAUUUUAGUCAUUAAUAUUAUAUGCACAAAUAACAAAGUCCUUGUGUCAUGCUUCAUAAGCCAUAAGUUCUGCACCACCCACAUGCAAGAGGAGACAUCAGCAGUGUAAGAAGUUCCCCCAGAUAUCUAGAAAAGUUGGGGAGCCUCUAACCCCCUGCAACUGGCACUUGGGACUCUCACUAAGCCACACUCCUAUUUCCUCUGCUUUGUACCCUCCUUUAGAGUUUUUGCCUCACUAGAAUGUGCCCUUGAACGCCCACCAUCUAUUAUACAAUGGUGUGAGGGAAUCACAUUUGAGCAUAUUUUCUAUAGACAUCAGUUUCACUUGAAUACGUACUUCGACAUCUAGAGGGUUUAUAUGAAUUCAUACUUUUAACUUAAGAUGCAUGUUCUGAUGGUUACUAUGUCCACAAAAUAACCUAUAGUGUUUUGUUGUUGUUGUUGUUGUCGUCUUUUUAUUAGUAUUUUUAAUUUUUUCUUUCGUUCUUCACUUUCAGUGAUUUCCCCCCUUCCUUUUCUUACUUAAAUAUGAAAAUAAUAGAAGGAAGGAAGGAUAGCAUGGAUAAAUUUGCCCCCAACAGAAUUGUGAUGUGUCAUUCCUUAAGUCAUAUGCCAGUAAAUAGUGUGACCUUUAUUUGAGUCAGGGGUAAGAAUGUAAUACAACUAGUGCAAUAGUCUCUGGUGUUCCCUAUGUCACUAUUCACAGGAUUACACCUAUCUACCCCAAGUGAAGGAUUAGCAUCCUCCACCAGCAAUACUUUAAUCGCCUUAUUUUUCUAUUUAGGCCCUGCCCCGUUCUGUGUGUUCUGAAAGCUGCCAUCCUGGAUACAGCCAGAGAGUUCAGGAGGGUAAACAAGUCUGCUGCUAUGAUUGCACUCCAUGCCCAGAAGGGAUGAUUUCUAACCAGACAGGUAGGAAAGUCCUGGAGUCCCAUAGUUCUUUCAGCACUAAGUAUGGGGCUGGGUGAAAUUUCUUUCUCCACUUCGCAACCCAAUUUGCAUGAAGCGAAGGUGUGUGGACAAGUGGGCAAGAGUUAGAGUGAUGGAAAGAAAAUGCCCAGGCUCUGUAACAUUUGGCUGGGAUGCCCCUGAGAAUGAGACUGCAUGAUGAUGUAUUGCCAUUCCCAGCACUGUAAAUCUGACUUUAAAAAGAGAAAUCUUCAUACAAACUACCAUAAGUUAUAGCCUGAAGAAGGGAAGUGCAUGAAUGCCAACUAAUUCCUCUGGGUAAGCAACAAAGUUAAAAUUCAGCAAGCCUAGCAGCAGUGAAGCUGAAAGCCCCUCCCUACAAAAAGAAAACAACUAAAUAUUAAAAACAACUAAAUAUUAAAAACUUUGUAUCAGGGCUACUUAAGGUGGUGUAGUCAAGAUAUACUUGAACUCCAGCUCCCAUCAUCCCUGACCAUUGGUCAUGCUGGCUGGGAAUGACGGGAACUGUAUUCUAACAAUAUCUAGAAUAUUGGCUACCCCUUCUCUACAUACAUUUCUGAUGGGCUUUGCCCACAAAAUCCUUGUUCCCUGAUUCUACUUUGAUUUCACCUGGUAUCUUACAUCACUGACAGUUUCUACUCUUUUAAAAGAUGCAGAUCAUUGUGACAGAUGUCUAAAUGAGCAACGCUCCAACCAAGAACGGAAUCAAUGCAUUCCAAAAGUAAUUCACUUCCUCUCAUAUGAAGAACCUUUGGGAAUGGCUUCAGCUACCUGUUCCCUCAUGUUGUCUUUAGUCACUGCUCUGAUACUUCAAAUAUUCAUUAAGCAUCAAGACACUCCAAUUGUCAAAGCCAACAACCGAGAUAUCACCUACAUUCUGCUUGUCUCUCUCCUGUUUUGUUUCCUCUGCCCUUUGCUCUUUAUUGGUAGGCCAAGGAAAGUGACCUGCCUUCUCCGACAAACAGCAUUUGGGCUCAUCUUCUCUGCUGCUGUUUCUUCUUUGCUGGCCAAAACCAUCACUGUGGUCCUGGCUUUCAAAGCCACACAGCCAGGAAGCAAUAUGAGGAAAUGGCUGAGGAAAAGAGUAGCCAACUCCAUUGUCCUGUUCUGUUUCCUUGGCCAAUUUGUAAUCUGCACUGUAUGGUUAGGAGCAAACCCUCCCUUCCCGAGCUUAGACAUGCACUCUGAAAGUGGACAGAUCAUAGUUCAGUGUGAUGAAGGAUCAGUCACUAUGUUUUAUUGUGUCCUCAGCUACAUGGGCCUUUUAGCCAUUAUCAGUUUUCUGGUAGCUUUCCUUGCAAGGAACCUGCCAGAUAGUUUUAAUGAAGCUAAAUUUAUCACUUUCAGCAUGUUGGUGUUUUGCAGUGUUUGGGUCUGCUUUGUUCCAACUUACCUCAGCGCCAAAGGGAAAUACAUGGUAGCUGUGGAGAUCUUCUCCAUCUUAGCCUCUGCUGCAGGUUUACUUGGCUGUAUCUUUUUUCCAAAAUGUUAUAUUGUCAUUUUGAAACCUAGUCUUAACACUAAAGGGCAUCUCAUAAGGAAAUCCGACUAGUAUCAUCUUUGUGGCAUCUUCUUCAUUUUCUCAUCAGAAAUCAACCUCUGUUUUGACCCUAAACUCAUCUUCCAGAAUAAAGCAUAAAGCAAAAAUGGGGGGGGGGGUAUCAUGAAAAAGGCAAGUUCUAGAAAUGUAUUUAUAUGUUUUUAGAUUAGGUUUGUGUUAAUUUGAAAAUAUAUUUUGAAAAUAAGGAAGGAAAAUACAGUGAAGUUACUCACUUUCCCUUCCCAUGCAUACACAUCAACAUGAAUCAGUCAAAACUGAUAAACAUGGCAACUAAAUUGUACAUACGUCAAUCUAUCACCCAUUUAUUCUGGUCUUUACUCUGACCCCAAAAGUCAUGAGGUUCAUCAACAUUUCUCCAGUCUACAUGUUAUUUCCAGAUACCUGAUCAUGUUUAUUUAUUCUAUCUCACUGUCACUAAACACUGAGAAUGACAUGCUGUCAUUUCUGAUGUGAGGCAUGUCAAUUGUGAGGGGAUAAUUGAAAUAAGUUAUUUCCAAUGUACCAGCACCAAGUUCUUAUAACAACAAUUUCAAGGAAAGGAAAUCAUUAUGAGAUUGGUAUCUCAUAAAUUGGGUCCCAUGGGCCAAAGUGGAAUCUCU
Messenger RNA from Podarcis lilfordi (Lilford's wall lizard), 8253 nucleotides. Lineage: Eukaryota; Metazoa; Chordata; Lepidosauria; Squamata; Lacertidae. The record is from the annotation of a GenBank genome assembly.